This is a messenger RNA of Zonotrichia leucophrys gambelii, 1108 nucleotides long. It is a transcript of the gene HOXB7, whose product is annotated as homeobox B7. Gene Ontology annotation, molecular function: DNA-binding transcription factor activity, RNA polymerase II-specific; RNA polymerase II cis-regulatory region sequence-specific DNA binding. NCBI's taxonomy places the organism in Eukaryota, Metazoa, Chordata, Aves, Passeriformes, Passerellidae. Bases 182 to 838 code for a protein of 218 amino acids. The transcript is spliced from 2 exons. The record is from RefSeq and is a predicted model, not a curated record. Gene Ontology annotation, cellular component: nucleus. Gene Ontology annotation, biological process: regulation of transcription by RNA polymerase II; anterior/posterior pattern specification.
CCCCCGAGGAGGGGGCGGGCGCCGAUUGGCGCGGCCGCGGCCACGUGCCCGCGCGUCACCGGGGCCGGGAGGAAAAAGGCUCCUUUUUGGUGUAAAUCUGGACUCUAAUUCCGUAAUAUAUCACGGUACCUCGUAAAACCGACACUAAAACGUCCCGACCUACAAAUCACCCGGCCAAAUUAUGAGUUCAUUGUAUUAUGCCAACGCUUUAUUUUCUAAAUAUCAAGCCGCAAGUUCGGUUUUCCCGUCCGGAGUGUUCCCCGAGCAAACUUCUUGCGCUUUCGCCUCCGGCGGCCAACGCGCGGGCUAUGGGGCCGCAUCCACGCCUCCCUUCGCCGCCUCCAUGCCCGGCCUCUACUCGGGGGGCAGCUCGGUGCACCCGCAGCCCCCCAGCGUGUACGCGCAGGGCUACGGGCUGGAGCCCGGCUCCUUCAACGUGCCCUGCUCGGCGUUCGAGCAGAGCCUGCCCGUGAUGUGCGCGGGGGACGCGGCCAAGGCGGGCUGCGGCAAAGCGGAGCACCGCGAGCCGGAGCUGCCCGGGGACAGCGGCAACUUCCGAAUCUACCCCUGGAUGCGGAGCACAGGGACGGACAGAAAACGCGGCCGCCAGACGUACACGCGGUACCAGACGCUGGAGCUGGAGAAGGAGUUCCACUACAACCGCUACCUGACGCGCAGGAGGCGCAUCGAGAUCGCCCACGCGCUCUGCCUGACCGAGCGCCAGAUCAAAAUCUGGUUCCAGAACCGCAGGAUGAAGUGGAAAAAGGAGAAUAAAAGCGCCGGGCCCGGCUCGGCGGGGCAGGAAAAGGCAGAGGCCGAGGAGGACGAGGAGGAGUGAGGGGGAUGCAGGAAGCGAGGGGAGAACGCGAAAAACGCGAAAACGCGCGUUAAAAAACACACACACACACACAAAAAAAAAGGACUAUAUAUAAAAAUAAAUGAUAACGCACCGAUAACGAAACCCCUAGGAGUGAUGCUUGUGUUCGAUGACACUGAGAUAAAAAUACUACCUAUAUUAGAGCCUCUUUUUUGGGUUAUUUUUUUUCCCCUUUUUGUACAAUAGAAUAUCUACCUAUUCCGUGUGGCUUUAGAGUCGCGUUUUUCCUGU